Oppia nitens is the source of this 2273-nucleotide messenger RNA. Its product is annotated as armadillo-like helical domain-containing protein 3. The record is from RefSeq and is a predicted model, not a curated record. The transcript has 14 exons. Lineage: Eukaryota; Metazoa; Arthropoda; Arachnida; Sarcoptiformes; Oppiidae. The coding region runs from base 163 to 2205 and encodes 680 amino acids. Gene Ontology annotation, cellular component: cytosol. Gene Ontology annotation, biological process: regulation of Golgi organization.
GUUUGUUUGUUGUGUUUGUAGUGUUUGUGUCAACAAUAUUGUCAACACAUUGUUUGUCAUGAAAUCAAGUGAUUUCUAGAUUUAUUAGUUGAUUACCGAAGACAUCACUGAUUAUUAUUAUUAUUACUCUUGUGUUUUGCCAAUCAAUUGAAUGCAACAAUUAUGUCAAAACUGUUGCCAUCGAAGAAGACACUGAAAGAAAAGGUAGUCCAACUCUACGAGGCUUUGAUUGAGGGAAGGGAACCGUACAUCGAAAACAACAACUUCUGGAAUGAAUUCUUCUUAUUAAAGGCCAAUGGACAGGCAUUUGACUCAAUCCUUAAUGCCAUCAAUAAUGUGUCGACUAUUAAACCAGUUGUUAAUCUCAUGUCUACGCAAUGUAUUGUUGCCAUUAAAAGUGAUAACAACUUGCGUGUGGCUAACAGUCUUAUUACAUUAUGCAGUCUAUCAAAAGUGAUUUCCGACAAAUGGCGCCAAAGUCAUCCAAAGUUUGAUUUGAUUGAUCAUAUCAUUGGUCGCGAAGAUCUCGAGCUUAAGACUCAAAUUUUAAUAGAGACGUUGUGUAACAUACUUAUCAAUGAACUUCCUGUAUCUCUCAAGACAUUAGUCAUAAAAUUUUUCUUGAUUUUAGUUACGACUCAUGAAAACGUUAACAAGAAUCCACUCAUAGAUUUAUUAAUAUCGGAUCAAUUAUUUGAUGCAUUAAUACAAACUCUUAAUGUUCAUCGACAGCGUCACAACUAUGGCUAUCAAAUGAUACUUCUUUUAACAAUUCUUCUAAAUUAUCGUAAAUAUGAGUCAAUAAAUCCGUAUAUAAUGAAGUUAUCGAUAGUUGACGAUGAGGUUCAACUUAAUGGUUACGCUAGAGUAAUAUCAAAUGAAUUAUUAGUAUUCAAUAAAAACUUUCAUCAAAUUAAUAAUGAAUCCAAACCAAGUGGACUAUUUAAUACAUUAACAAAUAUGGUCGGAAAUAUGUUUAUUGCUGAAGAUAAUGGUAUUGAAGCAAACAGUUUGAAGACAAAUAAUGCAGUUUUAUUGGCUUUUUAUGAAGCCAUUCAUCUGAAUAGAAAUUUUAUUACAUUACUUACAACUUCGCCUACAGAAGUCUAUGCUAUUGCUAAUGAAAGUACCGAUACAUCCAAUCAGAUAAAUAACGACACGUUAGAGUCGAUACAAAGUCCGCCCUCUAAUCUUUUGGUGGCAUUUCUUCAGUUUUCAUCCAUUGUGAUGAUCCACACGAAAGAUGAAUCAAUAUUGAAAACAUCGCGUCUUUGCUUCAUUAUCCUCACCUGCAUUACUGAAGAUCAAUGCGCUAAUGCUAUUAUGCACGAUAUGAAUAUGCCUUUUACUGUACAAUUGCAUCGUAUGCCAAUGAGACACAGGAAAGUGAAUCCUCAAAGUACAACCUCACGACCGCUUUCCUACUCAGUAAUGGACUUAAUGAUUGAGUUUAUGCUAACCCAUACCCGCAAGAAUCUACUACUAGAUCUAUAUAUGUUAUGUAUUGGAGUAAUACAUCGACUAUUAUGUUAUCAAAAGAAGUGCAAAAUACGUGUAGAUUACGCGUGGAAAGAGCUUUGGACGGCAUUAAUAACUUUAUUAAAGUUUGUUUUGUCCAACGAAUCUGAUCUAUUAAAGAAGUGUAAUGUGUUUACAUUGGCCAUCAAUGUGGUCAAUAUAUUUAAUUUGUUUAUAACAUUUGGCGACACAUUUUUGCCAUCACCUCAAGCUUACGAUGAACUCUAUUAUGAGAUCAUUCGUAUGCAUUCAGUCUUUGAACAUCUUUACUCAAUGACACUCCGAUAUGCAUCCAAUGAAAAGGCAGAGUAUAAAGAGUCGGCCACAAGACUAGCAUCGACUUUAGUCAAUAUAAAAGCCAUAAUAAAUCAUUUCAAUACCAAAAUCGAGUCAUACUCUCUACAGAAUCAGUUGUCAUCAUUGACUGAGGAACAAGUGUUGGAUGUGGUGCGCAAUAAUUAUGACACACUUACUCUCAAAUUGCAGGACAACUUAGAUCAAUACGAUAGAUACGAUCCCAUCAAACAAUGCGAAUCCAAGUUUUUUAACGAUUUGUUGAGAUUUGUUAUAAAUGAUUACAGAAAAUCAUUGAACAUAACAUUGAACGCUGAAGAGCAGCACAUUUUGAUGCAAGACUUGCAAAUGAUGUCUAAUCUUUGCAAUGCAAUAAAUGGAGAUAAUAUUUGACCGGUGAUGACCAUCAAUAUUGAUGAUCACUAAAGCACUUGCCAAUAGCUUAUGCAUAUCGAUUAUAA